Molecule: messenger RNA, 1873 nt
Organism: Paramisgurnus dabryanus
Lineage: Eukaryota; Metazoa; Chordata; Actinopteri; Cypriniformes; Cobitidae
Biological process (GO): immune response-regulating cell surface receptor signaling pathway
Cellular component (GO): plasma membrane
Molecular function (GO): signaling receptor activity
Source: RefSeq, a predicted model, not a curated record
GCAUUUUUAUAAAACAGGCAUACUAAACUUCACAAAUAUGUUCUUUGUGUAUUUGUAAUGUUUAUAACUGCAUGAGAAAAGAAACAAAGUCACAGAGCAGAAGGUGUUCUUUUGUCCAGGGCAGGAUGAGCAUCUUCAAAAGUAAAGGAAACCACAGGUGUAAAAAUGUACAUGAUUGAAGACUGCAAGACGUAUGUUCAAAUGCGUGACGCUUCAGGCCGGAUGAAUGUCUAUAGAUUUUAACACAAAGCUUGUGUUUAAGAUGGAUUACUUGUACAUUAAAAAUACAGCUUUUUUUCUGACCCUGUUUAUAGUUUUCAUCCUCUAUGUGAACAUUGAUGCACAAGAUCAAUCCGAACAAUGUCCUGUUUUUAAAGUUGUGCGGGGUGUUGUCCAUAAAGUCUGUUUAAACAAACCUUUGAAGAUCUCCUGCAGUCUGAAGACUUGUGAUGAACAGCCCAUCAAUAUUACAUGGAGUAAAUACGAGCACAUGGUCAAAUGGAUGCCAGUAAAUGAAACAGAUCAAAUUUCAUCUUCAAAGAACCAUUCUGGUUUAAAAUACAUAACUUCAUAUUUAGUUUUCACAAAUAUAUCAAAGCAUCAUGAGGGCCUCUACAGAUGUGAUUUUAAGCUACCACAUACGUCAGCAUUCAGCCACCAUAUAAACAUCUCAGUCUCAGAUAACAGCAAUGGAACUGAAAUGUCUUGUGAUGAAAUGGCAGAAGCAAAAAGCAAUGAUUCAGAUCCAUUGUGGCUGCGUUAUUUAUUUAUCUGUAUUGGUGUAGUGAUUCUGGUUUUCAUUGUAAUGCUUAUCUCCAGUAUCAGAGGAUUUAACUGUUUAAGAAAAUGCAAUGCCCAGAAAGUGCAGGAUCAGCGUACAUCAAAAUUCAUCUUGACCACACCUGUGAAAAAUAUUCUGAAGGACGAUGAAUUUGUUUGUGUCCAGUACUCAGAAGUAAGAUAAAUUAAAGAAAAAAUUGUGAUCGCAUAGACAUAUUCAGACUGUUUCUAGGGAUAGACAAACCAGGCAGUCACAUAGGGCGCCACCAGCUCCAGGGGCGCCAAAGAGCGCCUAUACAUUUUGACUUCUGCUUCACUGACUUGAAUGAGUAAAAAAUUAGCACUGCAACAAAAUUAAAGAUAAACUCUGAAUGUCACAUGUUUAACACAGAAUUGACAGCUAAAUAUUUCACCAGCAGACAGAAGAUGUGAUUUGCCCCAAAGUAUUGCAGUUUUGUAAGACUGCAACCUUCUUAUGUAACACAUUUAAUAAUUAUCAAGCAUUGCACUUAGUCAAUAAUUUGACUUUAAGAAAAGCAAUAAAAAACUAUAUUAAACACAAUAAAUGUGUGGUUACUUACUAGAAAUAAAACUAUUCUUACCAUAUUUACAAUGGUAUUUUAUUUGUAGUAAAAAAGUUAUUUGUGCUAAAAUUAUGAUUAAAUAUAUUUUCCUCAUGAACAUAACUGUUCAUUUGUCUCACAAUGGUUAUAAAAUGAGAUGCAUUUAAAUUUUGAUUGUUUACAUGAUCACAUGAUUUUUACAUGAUAAGAAUUUGUAUGUAUGUAAUAUAGCAUGUAUAUUGUAUGAUCUUGUUUAAGGGGGUGCCCAUAGGGGUUUUGCCUAGGCUAGGGCAUCAAAAUGGCUAGGAACUGCCCUAGAGAUAGUUUUGUUAAACUGUAUAAACUUUUUUAUGCUAUACUGGUUAACAGCACUAGAGAUACAUGCCUCAAAUGCAUAAAAUAACACAUUUUGAAACCAUCAUGAUGUUACUUUCCUCAUCACAUCAUGAAAAGGUGUUUCUUUGAGUUCACUGUGGUUUUUAUAGGUGUCAUCCCACACUGAAAACCUGUAACCGUAUCCAGUAUGUGGC